AUGGCCGCCCCGGUCUCAGGCGAGGAGCUGCGCUCCCUGACGCAGCUCAUGGGCCACCGCACCCACCUCGAGCGGCAGCGCGCCCAGGAGACCAUGACCGACCGCCUCAAGGACGACAAGCCCGUCGAGGACGGCGCCUUGGACGCCGCGGCCGGUGCCCUGAGGCCCAUGCUUCACUCGGAGCGCUGGGAGGACCGCCUCGGCGGGUUCAUGGCCGCGGCGAUCAUCGUGCCGCGCUACGACGCUGCUGGGUUCCGCGAGGAGAUGAUGGACGAGUGCAUGCGGCUCCUCGAGGACGAGGAGUGGCGCGUGAGACUGGAGGUGGCAAAGUGUUUGCGAGUGCUAGCAGCGACGUGCGGACCGGCGACCGUCGACCGCGUUCAGGACACGAUCCUGAAGAGCAUCGAGACCAACUUCGACCGCGACGAGGACGGAGCCGGUGAACCAGGCGAGGAGGAGGACACGGACAAUUUCGUGGACGCGUUGUUGCAAGCGACGUACGAGCCGCAGCGGCCGGGCGCCGGGGAGAUGCGGCACGGCACCGAGGGCUGGAAGUGCCUCGAGACGUCCUGCCGCGCCCUCCAGGGCCUCAUGGAGGGGUGUGGCAAUCAAUACCACCCCUACCUGACUCAGUACAUGCGCAACCUCGUGUACCGGACCCUGCACCACCCAAACCGCUUCGUGCGCGAAACCGGCCACUUCGCCGUCAAGGCCAUGUCCGAGACGCUCACGGGCGACGAGCUGCGGCCGCUCGCGAAGGAGUUCGCGCUCCGCAUCGGCGACGGUCUCAGCGACAACUGGUCGCAGGUCCGGUUCGCGGCGUCCGUCGGGUGCCGGUCGUUCAUGCUGGCGUGCCCGGACGACCUCCGGCAGGAGCUGUUCCCGCUCCUGCUGCCCCACAUGUGCCUCAACCGAUACUACGUGGCGGAGGGGGUGCGGCUGUACUCGCAAGAGACGUGGCGGCUGGUGAUGGGGGAGCGGGGGCGCGAGGAGGUCGCCCGGUGCAUCGCGGAGGUCGUGGCGUAUUACGUCGCGCAGAGCAAGGCCAACAACCACGCCGUGCGGGAGGCGGCCUGCGCAUGCAUGGCCGAGCUGAUGUCGAAGAUUGAUAAGGGCGCCACGGGGCCGCACGCCGCGACCAUGCUGAGGACGCUCGUGAACUGCUUCAAGGACGCGUCCUGGCCCGUCCGCGACGCAGCGUGCAACGCGUGCGGCCUCUGCGUCCUCGCGUGCCCGGAGGAGUCCCGCGAGGUCCUGGACGAGUUGUACGACCUCUGGUUCGCGCACCUGUGGGACAACAUUCCAACUGUUCGCGAGGACAGCGCCGUGGCGCUGGGACGCUGCCUGCGCGCGUACGGCGACGAGGCGCGCGAGCGCAUCGUCCCGCGGCUCGCGGAGAUGCUUCCGUCGGCGUUCCAGCAGCCGCAUGACUCAGCCAAGUAUGGGGGUCUCUCGAACGUGACUCAGUUCGGGGUGGCGCAGGAGGCGCGGCGGGCGCGCGCGAACGACAAGGACCUGCACACGGACCAGCAGAUGUUCUCGUGCGGGUCGCUGGCGCCCAAGCUGCAGCGCGGCGGCGGGUGCAUGGACCAUGGCUUCGCCCGCGACAAGGAGCCGUGGGAGGCGACGGACGGGAGCAUCUAUCUCCUGCGGGAGCUCGCGGCGGCGUACCCCGACGCAGCCAACGAGUUCCUCCCCACGGUCGCGGACCUCGCCGCGCUCGAUUCAUUCGUGCACUGCUUCAAUCUGUGGGACACGAUCUGGAAGCAGAUUCCCGCCAUCGCAGACCACCUCGGCAAGCGCCGCUUCAAGCCGCACGUCGCCGCGCUGGUCGGCCCGGCCUUCCGCGCGCUGAGCUGCGGGCGGCCGCUCACGGAGGCGCACGCGGCGCAGGCGAUCGGCCACAUGCGCGACAUGCUAGGCCCCAACAUUUUUGCGGGGCGACUGAACGACGAGCAGCUGCGGCAGAUGCAGGCGAGCGCGCUGAUCCCUGCGGCGAAGCUCGCUGUGCCGGUCGUGGUGAGGCCGGGCGCGGAGCCGGGGCGGCUGCCGCAGGCGCUGCCGGGCGUAGGAAGUGUUGGGCAUGAGGGCAACGGGGGGGCGAUGAUAGCGACGGCGGCGCCGUGGGCGCGGUAG
Pedinophyceae sp. YPF-701 is the source of this 2136-nucleotide messenger RNA. The record is from the annotation of a GenBank genome assembly. Lineage: Eukaryota; Viridiplantae; Chlorophyta; Pedinophyceae.